Messenger RNA from Grosmannia clavigera kw1407, 1029 nucleotides. Its product is annotated as methyltransferase type 12. Lineage: Eukaryota; Fungi; Ascomycota; Sordariomycetes; Ophiostomatales; Ophiostomataceae. The transcript has 4 exons. Bases 1 to 1029 code for a protein of 342 amino acids. Gene Ontology annotation, molecular function: methyltransferase activity. The record is from RefSeq and is a predicted model, not a curated record.
AUGGCCGACUUGGACGACUCGUCCGACUUCAUAGAGCCAGCAUCCGAUAAUGUUUCUCUCCGCACCGAAGAGCUCGCUACCGUUACCUCUGACUACGAGCCCACCCUGAACGAAUCCUUGGUGGGCUCGCUCACAUCCAGCGUAUACGCUCACGUAUACGAGAAUGGGCGCCGCUACCACAUGUAUAAGCAAGGCCUGUAUCCCUUGCCCAACGACGACGGCGAAUAUGGCCGUGAGAGCAUCCGCCAUGCCCUCUUCCUGGACCUGCUCUCGGGCAGGCUCCAUCUCGCCCCCAUUGGAGACAGUCCGCAGAAAAUCAUGGAUAUCGGCACCGGCUUUGGCGAUUGGUCCAUCGAGAUGGGCGACAAAUAUCCCAGCGCAAGAGUCAUCGGCCUCGACCUCUCUCCGAUUCAGCCCGUGUGGGUGCCGCCCAACGUGGAAUUUGUCGUCGAGGACGCCGAGGAGGACCAGUGGAUUCACGGCAACGAUUUCGACUUCAUCCACUUCCGCGUCGCAGCCGUUGUCCUCAAAGACCCCAUCCGCGUGGCCGCCACUGCAUUUGACAACCUGAAGCCGGGCGGCUGGAUCGAAUUCCAGGAAAUUCUCCCUCGUGUCGGCUGCAACGACAGCACCAUGCCCGACGACUACGCCAUGCAACGCUAUUAUCACACCGUCUGCGACAUCAUGGCCCGCAAGUACGGCUGGGAUGCCUUCGUCGCCGAGCGGCUGCCUGUCGAGCUUGAGCGCAUUGGUUUCGUCAAUAUCCAGCGCAAAGUCUACCACGUGCCCAUCGGCUUCUGGCCCAAGGACAAGAAGCGCAUGCACCACGCCUUUCUGUACCGCGAAGUCGUGAACGAUACGAUGCCUGCCCUGCGUGCCAAACCGCUGGUCGGAAACGACGUUGGCUUAACGCCCGACGAGAUCGACAGCCUCUUCGCCGACACCCGCGCCGCACUCUGCCUUAAGCGUGUCCACGCCUACGUUCCCUUCCACUUCGUCUGGGCCCAGAAACCGCAGCGCAUGAGGUAA